This is a messenger RNA of Astyanax mexicanus (Mexican tetra), 5361 nucleotides long. It is a transcript of the gene gpr18, whose product is annotated as G protein-coupled receptor 18. Gene Ontology annotation, molecular function: G protein-coupled receptor activity. The transcript has 2 exons. Lineage: Eukaryota; Metazoa; Chordata; Actinopteri; Characiformes; Acestrorhamphidae. The record is from RefSeq and is a predicted model, not a curated record. Gene Ontology annotation, biological process: positive regulation of Rho protein signal transduction; phospholipase C-activating G protein-coupled receptor signaling pathway. Bases 360 to 1349 code for a protein of 329 amino acids. Gene Ontology annotation, cellular component: membrane.
CUAAUGUUGUGUGACAAACCCUAUUUUUCCAAUCAAUAACCAGCACCUAAACCUGUCACUGCUGCGGCACCGCAAUACAGCUAAAACAAUACGAGAACAACACAAACCCAAAGCUCUUUAAAGACAUUUGACAUUUGUUCCACCAGAAAAAAAGUCAUACAGGAAGUCACACUAACCAAAAGAGAAAGAAAAAAAAUUGAGCUCAUUUAAAUGAAGACCUUAGAUACCCUACUUCCUCUACCCAUGCUGAGCAGCGCUCGAGUUUACAUGACUUACCACCACAUCACAAACCCUCCGAAUGGGCCCGAAGCAGUUACUGCACAAGCGUGAGAGCAUGUAGAUCACUGAGGUAAUUCAUUAUGGAACACAAGAAUUCUUCAUCUUCAGACUUCAUCAUUGAGGGCCAUACAGUGUUCAGAAUAGCCAGCCUGGUGUUCUAUGGCUUCAUAUUCUGCGUGGGCCUGGUGGUGAAUCUCACUGCUAUCUGGGUCUUUGCUCUGACCACUAAAAGAAGGAGCUCCGUCACCGUCUACAUGAUCAAUGUGGCCGUGGUGGACCUUCUCUUCAUUCUGAUUCUGCCCUUCCGCAUGGUUUACUACAGCAGGGACUACUGGCCCUUUGGAGACAUGUUCUGCAGGGUCAAUGCCGCUCUGACCAUUCUCUACCCCUGUCUGGCUCUGUGGCUCUUUGCGCUCAUUAGCGCUGACCGCUACGUCGCAAUAGUGCAGCCGCGGCACAGCAAGGAGCUGAAGAACGUUAACAAGGCCAUGCUGUCCUGCGCCGGCGUCUGGAUCAUGACCCUCGGCGGUGCGGCGCCUCUACUCUUCCUCGAGGAAGAUCCGGACGCAUUCUCCAACCAUACCACCUGCAUGAAGAUGCACGACAUCGUCUACCUACGCCGAGACAACCCCGUUCACUUUGCCCGCCUGGCAUUCUUCUUCCUGGUGCCAAUGUUCAUCAUGGUGGGCUGCUACAUCGUCAUCGUGGACAACCUCGUCCACGGACGCACGUCCAAGCUCAAGCCCAACGUCAAGCAGAAGUCCAUCCGCAUCAUCAUCACGCUGAUCGUGCAGGUGCUGGUGUGCUUCGUGCCCUUCCACAUCUGCUUUGUGUUCCUGAUGCUGGAGAACACCGGCCAGGACUACAGCACAUGGGGUGCCUUUACCACCUUCCUGAUGAACAUGAGCACAGUAUUGGACAUCAUACUCUACUAUAUCGUGUCCAAGCAGUUCCAGGACAGAGUGAUCAGUGUGAUCCUGUACAGGAACUACCUGAGAAGCGUUCGCAGGAAGAGCCGACACACUGGAAGCGUUCGCUCCCUCAGUAACCUCACCAGCGCCAUGAUCUGAGGAACAGUGCUACUGGGAAUCUGCGUUCCCUUUGAACUCAAAUGUUGGAAUUUCCGAGUUCCUAAAAGGAAAUUGUGUCUGGAACGUCUCUACAGGUCGGAUUUCCUACUCAUAAAGUCGGGAGAGCCUCGUCAACUCCAAGAUCAGAAUCCAAGAUGGCUGCACCUCACUUCAGCAGUAGUGAAAGCAGUAGUAUUAUCCCAACUAAACUUUUUAUUUUUUUGGACAGUAGAAUGUUUUUUUUUUUUCCUGAAUGAUACAUUUAAUGUUGUUAGAAGGUUCAAUCUAUCAAGUUUUUGUGGAUAUUCUCAGAAUGUGUUUUUUUUUCACGUUUUUAAACAUUCUGGGUACAUCGCUGCAACGUCACUUCAAUCACUAUCAAUGUUUAAAUUUUAGUUUUGGGAAGGUUACAGGAUAACCUUCCUGGAACCUUCCUUUGUUUGCUGGGAUACAGUUUAAAUCUGUGGGACUUACCGUACUGUCCAAAUAAUGUCCAUAUCUGUCUUUAUAUUUGCAAAAUAUCAUGUACUAGGAUGUUAUCAACUGAUAUUGCUAACCUAAUAAUGCUAACCUGAGAUAAUGCUAAUAGUAAUAACUCCAGACAUAAAAUUAGGAAUUUUAUAGAAAUAUUUUGACUGGAUUUGCCUUAAAACACUGGUAAAUAAUUGUAAAACCAGCUGAGGUAAACUAAAAAAAAAAAAAAAAACGUUAGCAAGCUGUUGGUUUUGCUGUUUAUGGGGCUGGGAAGUUAACCAAAUUAAUUUAGUAAAUCUAAUUACUUUUUUAAUGUACUUUUCUAAAUAGAAUAACAGAAAAUACAGAACAUUUUAACAUAUAUGAGCUGACAAAGACUUUUCCUAAUCUGAAAUAUAAGAAUGUUACGUAUGUUUGCACUUUGUUUAUUAUGUUGUAAGGUUGAAUCUUUUUGUGAAAGAAAAAAAAAAAACUAAACUAAAACAUUUUGAAAUUAAAUGUAAAGGAAACAAAUGGUUCUUUCUAUUUACAAAUACAAGCUUAAGUUUUAUGUGUGAACGAAAAUUCAUAAUCAAAAUCGUUGAAGAAUAUCAAUAUUUGUAUAGUAAUCCCCAUUCCUAUCUGUUUAGAAGUGUUAAUAUAAUGUAAAAUGAUCAGAACACCAUUCCCAGCUCUAAUAUCUGAAGUAAAUGGAACACGGCACAUAUUGUUAUAGACAUAGACAAGAAGCCUGAGCCUGAAUAAUAAUAAUAAUAAUAAUAAUAAUAAUAAUAAUAAUAAUAAUAAUAAUAAUAAUAAUAAUAAUAAUAAAAACACUGGACAUUGCGCAGUUACACGUUUUUGUUGUUGUUUUUUUGCCACCACAGAGUUAUUUUUAAACAGAUCAGCUUCCAUUUCCUGAUGCUUGUGAUACAAGUGAUGCUUGUAGUGAAUGCACAAUGAUACUGCACAUUUGUCAAUGUUGCCUAAUAAUAAAAGUCAUUUGCCUGAUGCUUAUUGCCAUUGGACAAAUAUUGCUAAACCUACCAUUUAGGUGCAUUGUGCAUUGUGCUUAAUUUAAUGUCAUUAAAUCUGCAUUUUAUCUGCAUUUUAUUUUUGCUGUAUUCCAUUUCUGAACUGCUUUUCAACACAUUAGUCUCAUCAGUUGUAUUUCAAAUAGGGGCUGCCUAUAUUUCUACAUUUUAUAAAUGUAAAAGUCAAAUUAUUUCUUUUAAAAUCAGUUAAAGCACAGAUAUAUUCUAUUAUGACAUUGGUGAAUUGUAACUAUUACAGCUAGACCUUCAGUUCAGGUCCUAAAUGUCAAAACUAUUUGUGCUAAGCUAGAUAAUGUGUUUUUGUUGUUUUUUAUUUUGUAUGUUACUAUUCUAGAUGAAAAAGCUGUAAAAUAUGUAUUUUAACAUUUUUUUACUUGUAUAUAACAGUUUAAUUGUGCCUCUUUCAGUAAAGAUUUCAGUAAAAAGUUUCUGUUAUUAUGCUAAAAGCUGUCUGAGUUGGUUUAUUAUACAGCUCAUCGUCCAAACCAUUGAAAUAUAUAAAAAUUCCCCAUUGGGUACUGUGAUAUUUGCUUUGGAUAUUUGCUCCUACCAACUAUAAAUCAACUAUCAAUCAACUGAUUGAUUUCACAUUUCUUACUAAUUAUGUUUAUUAUGCCUAUUAUAAAAUGCAUGGCUUUAAGUAUAGCUACUAAAAAAUAACCAAUGGGAGAACUUGUUUUAUUGAAUCUCCUUAAAUUCCUUUUAAUAAUAAAUGUACCCUUUUCUUUCCAAUUAAAAUGUAAAAAAAUGUAUAAUGGGAUAAGAUGAACAAUGUAAAUCUGUAAAAGUGAUACACUAGUGCUAAAACAAAAAAAAAGAAAAUGUAAAUUAGCAUGUGUUUCCCAGCAAUCAUUUGCCCUAGGGGCCCAUCAGAGUUUCCCCUCUAAAUACUUCCCCUAUUAUUGCCCCCCUUGCCUGUAAUUCAGACCAUGUCAAUAAGUUAAAAAUAGAGGGAAAGAAGAAAGAAGUACGUUUAACUUUUGCUAAAGCUGUUAAGAUCCUGAGAUCUUAUCAUUUUUAUCUUUAUAUAAUAGCAGAAAUGGUGAGAUUGUUUUUCUUCAUAUUUUUUGUAUAUUGUAUAUUUUGUAUAUAAAUAUAUAUAUAUUUUUUUCACUUGGAUGCAUCAAUGUGUUAACUAGAACUAUCUUUAUGCAUAAACCAAGUUCAGUUGGCUCACUAAAGAGAAAGAAAGGUGAAACAAACUAAUCAUAAACUGUUGUAAAAUGUCAUCUAUAUAAAAUUACCUAUACAGAUAAUUAAAGCUCAGUUUUGCUAUAGAAACUGUUUAAAGAAGCAAUUAAAGCUUCAUAAGAAAUGCUAAUAUUUGAAAUUUUGUAAUUUGAGAUUUUCUCUUUUAUUAUACACUGUGUGGAAUGAGAUUAUUUUGAUGGUCCCACUUUAUAAGAAGUCUCUUUAAUAGGCUUGGGAAUCGAGAAUCGAUUCCUGUUGAGAAUCGAUUCCUUGUGUUUCGAUUCCACGGAAUCGUUUGGCACCUUGCUUAAUGAUUCUCUUAUCAAUUCCAGACAGCACGAUCACGCAAGUUACGCAUGUUACGCAAGUUACGCAUGAUUCAGUAAGCACGUCUUUUCAAUGGCAUCCACUAGGUUAAAACGCUCGAAAGUUUGGCUUCAUUUCAUGCUACACAAGGAUGGCAACAGGGCGUUUUGCAACCAUUGUAAAUUUUUGAUAACAUCGCCGGGAGGGAAUACAUCAAAUAUGCACAAACAUCUGCGCACACAACAUUAUUAGAGAGUAUUUGCUACAUAUUGCCAGUUGCACAUUGUUGUGGACAUGUUGACCUUGUUGUUGAGUUUGUAAGGUCGUAUGAUAUUUAAGUAAACAAAGUUGGUGCUUAUGAAACUGUUUGCUCUCCUUUUUUCCCCAAAUUGGAAUCGAUAAGAGAAUCGAUAAGGAAUCGAAUCGUUUCACAGAAUCGAUAAGGGAAUCGGAAUCGGAAAAAUCUUAUCAAUUCCCAUCCCUACUCUUUAAUGUGUAUAAAAUAGUUCAUAGUGUGUGUGAUAUUGUGUAUGUGUAAUAGUGUGUAUAUCAUCUAUUUCUCCAACAGCUUUUGUGUGGAAUGUAAUGAGGUCUGUGGUUGUUUUUGAAUAUAACAAAAAUCAUUAUUCAGAUUUUAUUAUGAGAAGCUGGACAACAUAUUUUGAUAGGUUGACAACUGACCUUUAUACACAUGUGUAAUUACAUCACAUGUACUUAAUUACUGUAAUGAAUCUGUAACAGAGUGUACUGCAGCACUAGAUACACUGUUAUUACAUGCCUAAACUUCUAUCUAUCUAUCCAUCCAUCUAUCUACAUUUAUUAGACUUAAUAUAAAUUGGGACCAAUGCACUUUAUGGCUUUUCUUAGUACUGUAUCUUAGAGUGUGUGAACUUUAUUUUUUUAUGCAUGGCUUGUUAUGUUUUUGUAAAUUCUCUACCUGAAUCCAAGCUAAAACUUACUGAAUUACUGAAGCUUUUUAAAUAAAAAAAGUAUUUGUAUCAGCAUAA